Coregonus sp. 'balchen' is the source of this 7162-nucleotide messenger RNA. NCBI's taxonomy places the organism in Eukaryota, Metazoa, Chordata, Actinopteri, Salmoniformes, Salmonidae. The record is from the annotation of a GenBank genome assembly.
AUGAGCCCAGAUGCUUACAUACAGGUGGCUCUGCAACUGGCGUUCUACAGGUAAGAAACACCUGUAAGAGCUUAAUCUAAAAGGACAUGUGGUUGGUUGUUUUAAUACUGUAUCAGCACACUAUUCAUUUUAUUACAUUGUUUGCUACUUAUUGACAGUCAUUUUUAAAAUAACAAAAACCUAAAGAAACUAUUUUUUGUUGUUCACACGAAAAGUGAAUUAUGAAGUGCCUCCAUUGAUAUCUUUUUGCUUUGUGAUUUCUCAGAUGCAAUGGACGGCUGGUGUCCACUUAUGAGAGUGCGUCUAUCCGUCGUUUCCACGAGGGGCGGGUGGACAACAUCCGCUCAGCUACCCCCGAGGCUCUGGCCUUCGUGAAGGCCAUGACGGACAAGAAGGCCUCUCUCUCUGUGAGUCAUUUUUCUUACUUAGCCCCCCCCCCCAUUAUGGGCUUCUCCCAUAAUGCUGUUCAUCAUGUCUUCUCCCAUAAUGCUGUUCAUCAUGUCCUCUUCUCCCAUAAUGCUGUUCAUCAUGUCCUCUUCUCCCAUAAUGCUGUUCAUCAUGUCCUCUUCUCCCAUAAUGCUGUUCAUCAUGUCCUCUUCUCCCAUAAUGCUGUUCAUCAUGUCCUCUUCUCCCAUAAUGCUGUUCAUCAUGUCCUCUUCUCCCAUAAUGCUGUUCAUCAUGUCUUCUCCCAUAAUGCUGUUCAUCAUGUCUUCUCCCAUAAUGCUGUUCAUCAUGUCUUCUCCCAUAAUGCUGUUCAUCAUGUCCUCUUCUGCCAUAAUGUUGUUCAUCAUGUCCUCUCCCAUAAUGCUGUUCAUCAUGUCUUCUCCCAUAAUGCUGUUCAUCAUGUCUUCUCCCAUAAUGCUGUUCAUCAUGUCUUCUCCCAUAAUGCUGUUCAUCAUGUCUUCUCCCAUAAUGCUGUUCAUCAUGUCUUCUCCCAUAAUGCUGUUCAUCAUGUCCACUUACAGAUUUUUUUUAGCGCUUUGGUGCAAUUUUCACAACUCUUAGUACAAAACUCAAAACAGAUCAUCGAAAUGGCAGUUGUUUCAAAACCCUAAGCACAUUUCCAAUUGACUAAGUACAACACACAAAAUCAUAGUGACUUUUUCACCAAACUUAAUCAGUGUUUCAUCUAGAAAUACAUGUUCAUAUAAAGUAACUGCCUUUCACAAUGCAAUGCUCACAUUACUUUUGAUAUGAUUUUAUUCUCUUGUUAAAAUACAUUUGACUAUUAUUUAAUCCGACUGCUCUUAAUUGAUGAUCACUUAAACGUUUGGUAAACCUAUAGAUUUGACAUGUCAACUGGUUCGUCUACUAUAGAUAUUGAGGACUACAUGAAAAUGUGUAUGUAAAGUAGAAACAUACAGAGUAUGAUAUACUCAAAUGUACUACUAUAAAGAUGACUAUUAGGAUUUCAUUUCACAGUAAGUUAAAAAAAAAAAAUCUGAUAUUGACAAGAUCAGAGAUGUACUGUGUGUAUCAAAUCAAAUCCAAGUUUAUUGGUCGCGUACACAGAUUAGCAGAUGGUACAACAGGUGCAGUGAAACGCUUGCGUUUCUAGCUCCUACACUGCAUUAAUACAAUAUCAAUACAAUAUCAAUACAUAAAUAAUCCAGAAAGUCCAAAACAAGAAAGAAAUGCAUCCCCAUUCACACUAAACAUGUAUCCAAAAGGAAGUUGCUGUGGUAUUUUUUUGUAAUACCGUAAUAUAUUCCAUUUACAUACAGUAGCAGACACUUUCAUCCAAAGUGACAACAGUCCACACAUUUUGGUAUGUGACCCCAGUGGGAAUUGAACCCACAACUCUGGUGUUGCUAGUGCCAUGCUCUUAGGAACUGAGCCACGUAAUAAUAAUAUGCCAUUUAGCAGACGCUUUUAUCCAAAGCAACUUACAGUCAUGCGUGCAUACAUUUUGUUUUGUUUUUGUGUAUGGGUGGUCCCGGGGAUCGAACCCACUACCUUGGCGUUACAAGCGCCGUGCUCUACCAGCUGAGCUACAGAGGACCACGUACAGGACCACUACGACACAUAGGUACAAUACAAUACUGUAAAAUACAAUACACGAUUACAAUACAGGAUGGAAGAUGUAUGAUUGUCAUCCCCGUGAGCGUACCACCCUCCUCCAGGCCAUGGAUGAAGCGUGCAAUGAUUUCACUCCAGACCUACAGGAAGUCAGGCUUGGAUUCGCCAUGCCAAGAGGUUUUUCCCCAAGGUGCAUCAACAAUGAGGACAUUAACUGCGAUUUCUAUGAGAACCUGUGACCAAGUGCCAGGCUUGAUGCAAACUAGUGCCUGCUAAACAUGAUGUUUCUUUCAUUUGAUUACCUUGUGAAAGGUGUCUUCAAUGAUCAUUUCAUCACACAUAGAAAUGAUGUUCAGUCAAUUUUAAUGGGUAGUUCAAGUGUAUUGCCUAAUGUGAAAACAGUGUAAUGGACUGUAAUAAUAAUAUGCCAUUUUAGCAGACGCUUUUAUCCAAAGCGACUUACAGUCAUGCGUGCAUACAUUUUUACGUAUGGGUGGUCCCGGGGAUCGAACCCACUACCUUGGCGUUACAAGCGCCAUGCUCUACCAGCUGAGCUACAGAGGACCACGUAUACUACAUUCGAGGGGCAAUUUUGAAACAUGUAUCUUCAAUUUUUUGCUAUUGGAUUGACUGGUUGUUAAACUAGCUACGUUGAGAAGAUAUGUAUCAUUAUGCUGUGUUUUGGUGAUUAAACCAAUGUACUCAUUAUAUUUCACAGUGAACUUAUAUUUUGGAUGAGUGGUUGUGUGGUGAGGGAUGUCUACAAACAAAAUGAAUGCACAAUGAAUGGUUUAAAAUGGAGGACUGGCCGCGUUGAGAAAAUUCAUCACACCCCUUCAAAUGAGGUGAUUUGGCUAUUUAAGCCACACCCGUUGCUGACAGGUGUAUACAAUCGAGCACACAGCCAUCCAAUCUCCAUAGACAAACAUUGGCAGUAGAAUGGCCCUUACUGAAGAGCUCAGUGACUUUCAACGUGGCAUCGUCAUAGGAUGCCACCUUUCCAAUAGGUCAGUUCGUCAAAUUUCUGCCCUGCUAGAGCUGCCCCGGUCAACUGUAAGUGCUGUUAUUGUGAAGUGGAAACGUCUAGGAGCAACAAACGGCUCAGCCGCGACGUGGUAGGCCACACAAGCUCACAGAACGGGACCGCCGAGUGCAUGAACGGGACCGCCGAGUGCUGAAGCACGUAGCGCGUAAAUCGCCUAUCCUCGAUUGCAUCACACACUACCGAGUUCCAAACUGCCUCUGGAAGCAACGUCAAAACACAAGAACUGUUCAUCGGGAGCUUCAUGAAAUGGGUUUCCGUGGCCGAACAGCUGCACACAAGCCUAAGAUCACCAUGCCCAAUGCCAACCGUCGGCUGGGUGGGGUAAAGCUCUCCGUCAUUGGACUCUGGAGCAGUGGAAACGCGUUCUCUGGAGUGAUGAAUCACGCUUCACCAUCUGGCAGUCCGACGGACGAAUCUGGGUUUGGCGGAUGCCAGUAGAACGCUACCUGCCCCAAUGCAUAGUGCCAACUGUAAAGUUUGGUGAAGGAGAAAUAAUGGUCUGGGGCUGUUUUUCAUGGUUAGGGCCCCUUUGUUCCAGUGAAGGGAAUUCUUAACGCUACAGCAUACAAUGACAUUCUAGACGAUUCUGUGCUUCCAACUUUGUGGCAACAGUUUGGGGAAGGCCCUUUCCUGUUUCAGCAUGACAAUGCCCCCGUGCACAAAGCGAGGUCCAUACAGAAAUGGAUUGUCAAGAUUGGUGUGGAGGAACUUGACUGGCCUGCACAGAGCCCUGACCUCAACCCCAUCGAACACCUUUGGGAUGAAUUGGAACGCCGACUGCGAGCCAGGCCUAAUCGCCCAACAUGAGUUCCCGACCUCACUAGUGCUCCUGUGGCUGAAUGGAUGCAAGUCCCCACAGCAAUGUUCCAACAUCUAGUGGAAAGCCUUCCCAGAAGAGUGGAGGGUGUUAUAGAAGCAAAGGGGGGAUCAACUCCAUGUUAAUGCCCAGUGGUGGAAAAAGUACCCAAUUGUAAUACUUGAGUAAAGGUGUCGAUACCUUAAUAGAAAGUUACUCAAGUAAAAGUGAAAGUCACCCAGUAAAAUUCUACUUGAGUAAAAGUCUAAAAGUAUUUAGUUCUAAAUAUACUUAAGUAUCAAAAGUAAAUGUAAUUGCUAAAAUAUACUUAAGUAUCAAAAGUAAAAGUAAAAGUAUAAAUCCUUUCAAAUUCCUUAUAUUAAGCAAAGCAGAUGGCACAAUUUUAUUGUUUUGAACAUUUACAGAUAGUCAGGGGCACACUCCAACACUCAGACAUCAUUUACAAAUGAUGCAUUUGUGUUUAGUGAAUCCGCCAAACCAUAGCCAGUAGGGAUGACCAGGGAUGUUCUCUUGAUAAGUGCGUGAAUUGGACCAUUUUCCUGUCCUGCUAAGCAUUCAAAAUGUAACGAGUACUUUUGGGUGUCAAGGAAAAUGUAUGGAGUAAAAAGUACAUUAUUUUCAUCAGGAAUGUAGUGAAGUAAAAGUAAAAGUUGUCAAAAAUAUAAAUAGUGAAGUAAAGUACAGAUACCCAAAAUAACUACUUAAGUAGUACUUUAAAGUAUAUUUUCUUAAGUACUUUACACCACUGUCAAUGCGUGUUCGAGGAGCAUGUAUUCAAUACAGGGCCAGCUCUAGCCUUUUGGGGGCCCCAAGGGAUAUUUGGUUAGGGGGGCCACGUCACCAAGCCGGCACAUUUUUUUUUUAGCGACCCCACUCUUGACGGUGGAGAGAAAAAUUUACGUUUUAAAGUACAUUUCCUGUGGUUCGACACAUUUUCACAUGGGGGCGGAGAGAAAAGGUUGCAAUUAAAUCACAAAUUUCAUGCAUUUCUUCUAAUUUCCCCAUGGGGCAGAGAUACAUUUUUGCACUUUUAAAGGAAGUUUCCUACGGUUCUACACAUUCUGCCAUGGGGUGGAGAGAAAAUGUCACCAUUUUAUAACACAUUUCAUGCAAAUCUAUUCAUUUUGCCAUGGGGCAGAAAUAUUUUUUGGGCAGUUUUAAAGCUAAUUUCCUGCAAUUCUACACAUGUUGCCAUGUUAAUGAUAUCUGAGUGACAGUGACUAACAAAGUCAAUGGGAGUCCCCUGGAGGUCAGGGCCCCCUGGAGGUCAGGGCCCCCUGGAGGUCAGGGUCCCCUGGAGGUCAGGGUCCCCUGAAGGUCAGGGCCCCCUGGAGGUCAGGGCCCCUGGAGGUCAGGGUCCCCUGGAGGUCAGGGCCCCCUGGAGGUCAGGUCCCCUGGAGGUCAGGGCCCCUGGAGGUCAGGGCCCCCUGGAGGUCAGGGGCCCAGGGCACGUGCCCUGCGUGCCCAGUCGGUAUUCGGCCAUGAUUACUACAAGUUUAGAUAACUGGCUAGACUAACUUACCAAUCAAACAAUGGUUAGCUGGCAUGGCUAAUUGAGUGACUGACAGUGACUGACAAAACAAGAGGAAAACUGCUGAUGCACAACCAAAUUUCGAAUUUGCAGCCUCUGUAUUCUACUAUUCUAACUGUCAACAGUUGAGACCCCGACUGAGUAUAUACAUAAUAUGUAUUUUUUUUUUUUUUGGGGGGGGGGGGGGGGGUCUGGGGCCCCCUAGUGCCCUGGGGCCCUAAGCAACCACUUAUGUUGCUUAUACCUGGAGCCGGCCCUGCACACAGACAGAGACACACACAGACACAGACACAGACACACACACACACACACACACAGACACACACACACACACACACACACCACACAGACACACACACACACACACACACACACACACACACACACACACACACACACACACACACACACACACAAACAGACACAGACACACACACAGACACACACACAGACACAGACACACAGACACAGACACACACACCAGACACAGACACACGCACACACACACAGACACACACACACACACACACACACACACACACACACACACAAACACACACACACACCAGACACAGACACACAAACAGACACACACACACAGACACCAGAGCAGCUGAUCUCUCUACAGAUUUACAGCACUUGCAAUCUAUCAUAUGACUCAUAACAGAUCAUUUUGACUUUGUCUCUCUGUAGACAGUGUUCAAUGUAUUAUAUUAUAUUUAGCUUCUGAGACUUAAAGCAGUUAUUGUACUCUUGUUGUAUCCAUUUUACAGGAUUCAGAAAAGAUUCAACGAUUGUGGGAUGCGAUUAAAGCCCAGACAAAUUAUACAAUCGCAGUAAGUGUUUGAAUAAAACUGUUCACUGUAUAAAGUUCAUUUGGUAAAUAAAUGUUCUGUCCAUAAGAAACCUCUAACUACAUUAAGUUCUAAGGGUUCUUGAUGUUUCGCAGGCUAUCACUGGGAUGGGGAUAGACAAUCACCUUCUGGGACUCAGAGAGAUCUCACGGGAGCUCCAGAUGGAGGUGCCAGAGAUCUUCACAGAUGAAACCUAUGUGGCCAGUAACCAGUUCAUUCUCUCCACCAGUCAGGUAUACCCUCUAGUCAUCUCUUUGCUAUGUGGCUAUUGCUGGUGCUGCCAUAAUAAUAAUCAUAAUAAUAGUAUAGAAUAUGUGCCAUUUAGCAGACGCUUUUAUCCAAAGUCAUGCUGCAUACAUCUAAUCUCAGUAUUUGACAAGCAGCUAAAUGACAAGAACAUCAUUUCAACCAAUUGUGUUAUAACUGAUUAUUACAUAUGUACAUGCUCUAUGAAGUAAUCAUGAACAGUUUAUAAACUACUUAUAAAUCCCUACUUAUAAAAGUAUACCUGAGUAUAUCUAAGUAGAUGAAUGUAUUAACCGGUAUACCCUCCUCAGGUCCCCACCACAGUGGAGAUGUUCUGCUGCUAUGGCCCGGUGGUUCCUAAUGGGUACGGUUGCUGCUACAACCCCCAGUCGGACCACCUCCUCUUCAGUGUGACCAGCUUCCACGGGAGCACCGAGACCUGCUCGGCCGUGUUCAUCAGGGCUCUGGACGAGGGCCUCGUGGAGAUGAGGGAUCUGUGCAAGAAGAGCAAUAAGCCUCAGAGCAACGCUGCCGCUGCUGCCUUGAAGACGGUUGAGAAAAGCCAAGGAGCAGGCAGCAAGCCUCUGAGCACACCUCGAGAAAACAGGGAAAUAAGUCAUACUGAGGAAGCAUUACGGUGUCCAUAUUAG